UCUUCGUGAGUGCGUCAUGCGGACGAUUCGACGUGAUUUCACGAAUAUGUUUAAGUGAUUAUAGAAUGGUGUGCGGAAAUACAGCACGUGUAGUUUCGUGACACGAUGAGGUGAUAAACCGUGUUGUGCAGCGCGGUAUCUUGGAGCGUCUUUGGAAGGUGACGAUGUGGGCGAUUUUAUUAUUGUUGGUCUCCACGUGGUCUUCGUCAUGGGGUCAAGUGAUAAACAGGGCGCCCCACUUUAUCCAAGGUGGAGACAUGGCCAGGUUGGCUGUGUCAGAAGGUACACCGCCUGAUGUCCCCGUUUAUACUCUCCGUGGAGAGGAUCCUGAAGAAUCUAGAUUGCACUACUCUAUCAGCGGCGAAUACUUCACCGUGAACAGGGAGACCGGAGUGGUAAUCCUGAGAAAAGCCUUAGAUAGAGAAACACAAGAUCUCAUCGAAGUCAUUAUUAGCAUAACAGACGAAGGUAUCGCUGGAUCGGAACCUAACACGGUGUCUCUUCGUCGCGAAAUAGCGGUGCUCGACGAAAACGAUAAUCCACCGGUUUAUCACAACCGACCGUACGCAGCCAGGGUGCCGGAAAAUGCGCAAGUGGGUAGCUUGUUACCUCCUUCGGGCACGAUUAUUAUCACGGAUCGCGACGGUGGAGUGAACGCCGACGUUCACGUACAAUGCGUCUCGGCGUCGCGCGACGACGACGUCUGCGAGGUCUUCGACAUCUCCACGGAGAAGAUUGCUGAAGGAGAAUACGACGUGCUGAUCACGUUAGCGAAACCGUUAGAUUACGAGAGGAGAAAUUCUUAUUUGAUUAAUUUGCUGGCUGUCGACGGAGCCAGCGAUCCGUCGAAGAGGUUGCAGGCCAGAGCGACCGUUGCCGUUGACGUUCUCGACGUUCAGGAUCAGCCACCUGUUUUCCUGAACGCGCCUUACAGUGCGGCACUUCCGGAGAACACCGCAGCUAGUCACACGGUUUUAAUGGUGAGAGCACGUGACGGUGAUACCGGUGAAUCGAGAAAUCUGUUAUUGACGCUGGAAGACGAUGAUGCGGGGCACUUCGAUCUUGAGAUGUCUCACGAUGGUGAUGUCACGGUUGGCAGAUUGGUCACAACCAAUGUGUCCCUCGACCGUGAAGAUCCCAGGAUUCUGCAAAAUGGCGGCAUUUACACCUUCCAAGUUAAAGCCACCGAGCUGAUCAACAAUGAAAUACCAGCCGAUACCGCGACAUCAAUUGUGACAAUUGUCGUCACGGACGUGGAUGACCUCGAGCCCGUUUUCAACGAGGAUUACUUCAGUAUCAAGAUUUCAGAGGACAUCGGAAAGAACACUCCUCUACCAGGUCUAAAUAUGAUUGUGAGCGAUGGCGACGUGGGUGACAACGCGAAAUAUUUUCUGGCGUUGCGAGACGUACCUCGAUAUCCUGGAAUUAGCAAAGCAUUCACUGUCAGUCCUGAAGAAGCUCAGGGUAGAGUACCGGUGGUAAUUAAAGCCAAAGAUGUCAAUGUUCUCGAUUACGAUGUUGAUGAUCCCACAAAGAGAGAAAUUGAGUUUGACGUCAUUGCGACUGUAGCGAGUGAAGUGGUGGCAACCUGUAGAGUGCAUAUCCAGCUGUUAGACGCCAACGAUCACAGCCCCGAAUUCUCUCAAUCGAUGUAUAAACUAUCGAUCCUGGAAGACGCAGAACCCGGCACUCGCUUUGGCGAUGUUUAUGCAAAGGAUUACGACAGCGGCUCUUUCGGCAAGCUAACAUAUACUCUGCGUGGUUUCGGCGCAGACAAGUUCAAGACCGAUUCGCAAAAGGGUGGGAUAUUUGUGGCGAAUAAAUUGGACUAUGAAGCACAAAAAUCUUAUUCCUUGACGAUGGAGGCGACGGACGGUGGCGGCCGAGUGUCCGCUGUUAAUAUUCUCAUUGAACUUGACGAUGUUAAUGAUAAUAAACCAACGUUCGAACAGCCGGAAUAUUCCAGGACCGUUCGCGAAGGUGCUACCAGCUUUGAUCCGCAAAUGUUUGUCAGGGCGACCGACAUCGACGGACCAAUGCAAGGCAAUGGAAAAGUCGUGUAUUCGAUUAGCCGGCAUAAUAGUGUGACAGACGACGUCUUCAAGAUUAAUCCAGACUCAGGAGAAAUAACCAUGUCGAAACCGGUUCGUUCUGGAGACACUGAAAGGGGCAUUUAUGAAUUAAUCAUUCGUGCGACUGAUACUGGCAUACCACCACUAUAUUCCGACGCAAAGCUUUUAGUUCGCGUCGGUGUUCCGGGAAAUCAAAAACCUAUUUUCCGAGGAAACUAUAAAUCGAAUUUACCAGGACCCAGUACUUAUCGGGCGAGACUUUUAGAAAACGCAUCUCCAGGAACAGAAGUAAUUCGGGUGGUCGCCAAUGAUCCCGACGGAAGAGACAACUUGCUUCAGUAUUACAUCGCGUCCGGUUCUAAGGAUAAUUUUGUUAUUGAUUCCAGUUCUGGUAUCAUAACUGUGUCACCUGACGCUCGCUUGGAUCUGGAGACUGGUGGUGAAAAAUACGAGGUGAUUGUGUACGCUGUUGAUUCAGGUACACCUGUCAAGGAGACAGCUACCACUACCGUCACAGUGAACAUUAUAGAUGUAAAUAAUAAGUCACCAACAUUUAAUGAAUCAACGUACAUAGUUCAUGUCUCGGAACGCGCAGCCAUUGGUGAACUCGUAUUGAAAGCGGUAGCGAAUGAUCCUGACGCAGACGCAUAUCUGGAAUAUUCUCUAGUGGAACCAAUAAAAGCUGUCGACAAGACCGGUGUGGCUUUGAAAAAUACUGCUUCUUAUGAUUACAAAACAGCAUUUCGAAUAAAUUCCACGACCGGUGCAAUAACCGUUAACCGAGUGCUAGAUUAUCAAGUGGCCGCUGUCGUAAUACUAACAGUGCAGGCAAAAGAUUUAAACGCUGUCGUUGACAGGGACGGACAGAUAGCGAAAGUAGAAGUGAUAAUUUACAUCCAAGCUUACAGCGACGAUAAUCCGACGUUUACCAAUUCUGGAUGGUCACCAAACAAUCCAACGAUAAAGAUCACUGUUCCGGAAGAACAACCCCUGGGUACGACGUUGUUGAUGCUGUCGGCGAAAGAGCCAACGACGGGAUAUCUGGUACAGAGGUUUGAAUUGGUGAGAGAGGACGAUGACGAAGGCUACGUUAAUGUGGGUGUUCAGAGCGGCAAUGUAGUGCUGAGUAAGAGACUAGAUUACGAAGUGCUGAAUCAGAAGUUUAUUCGCUUUAAAGUACGAGCACUUGCUAGAGAUUAUGAUAUAACGCGAAAAAUGUCGGAGGCCAACGUAAUCGUCGAAAUUCACGAUAUCAACGACAAUAUUCCUGUUUUUGGGCAGAAGGAUUAUAAAAUCUCUGUCUUGGAAUCAGCUAAACCCUCGAAAAUUGUGUUGAAUGUACAGGCAUUGGAUAUGGAUAGCUCUAAAACUGAACAGGAAGUCCAAAGAGGAUAUGGCGAAGUGAGAUACUCCUUGACGGGAGAAAAUGCUAAUCUCUUUGAAGUGGACCCCAUAAUGGGCAACAUCCAGAUCGCCGCAAACACGACUCUCGACAGAGAAAAACAAUCGGUGUUGCGUUUUUAUGUCGUGGCAUCAGACAUGCCCCAAGGUGGUGCUGAGCAACGGAGUAGUCGAGUCUUAGUGACGAUCGACGUUCUCGAUGUUAACGAUAACACUCCUAGCUUCGAACAGGAAUCUUAUACCGCGGUUAUUCCGGAGAAUGCACCUGUGGGAAUCAGUGUGGUGAACAUCACGGCUACCGACCCGGAUGAAGACGAAGGCGGGUCGAUCAACUUUGAGAUUAUCGACGAAGGUGAAGCUAAUGGAUUGUUUAAAAUAAAUCACACGACGGGCGAGAUAUAUUCGGCGCGAGCAUUGACUGGCAAAGGCAGGACCGAACCGUACAAUAUGCGAGUGCGAGCGCAGGACAAUGGCGAGCCAGCUUUGUAUUCGGAUGUGAAUCUUAUCUUGUACAUUGGUGACGUAGUGAGCAACGACGGCGUGCCACUGUUCAUCAGGCCGACGUUGGAGGAGGUAGCCUACAUCGCGGAGAACUCUACCGUUGGUAGUCCGGUGUUCCAAGUGGUAGCAUCCGAUCCAGACGACCCGAAUUUGCCAAAUGGCAGAAUCACCUUCCGUUUUCUGGAGGACGGUAAUUUUGGCAAAGAUGCGAGUGCCUUCAGGAUUAACAGCGAUACCGGAUUGAUUAGUACACGCAAGUUACUUGAUAGAGAGACCAAAGACAGCUAUACGCUGAUCUUGGUAGCACAGGACCUUGGCGAGCCGCCGCAGCAGGCAACCAGGGUUCUCCAAGUGAUCGUGAAUGAUAUCGAUGAUCACAAACCGCACUUCAAACGCAGUCUAGACAGUCCGCCGAUCGAGCUGAACGUUCUGGAAGAAAUGCCGGUAGGUUCCAAAGUCGGCGUGAUCGAAGCGGUCGAUGAAGAUAUUAAUGAAAAUGGGAUGAUCGGUUACGAGAUUGUAUAUGGGAACGAGGCAGGGCUGUUUGUUGUGCAGCGUCUGGAAAAUAAUUCCGCGGUCAUCAAAUCGAACGGUCGUCUCGACCGGGAAACUGCCGAGUUUCACUUACUGACCGUGAAGUGUUUUAAGUAUUCUUCUAAGAAGUCGGACAUAGUGCCGAAACCAUACAACAAGCAGGAUCCUUCGGAGAGACAGAUACUUAUCAAGGUCCUGGAUAUCGAUGAUAAUAAACCGCACUUCAAGAAGGAUAACAUAACCCUGGGGGUUCGUUUGAAUGUGCCAAUCGAUACCAGUUUGAUCACAUUGGAGGCUUAUGACGCUGAUUCCAGCGCGUUACCUAUCAACUACAACAUGAGUAGAGUAUCUUUCACGUCUCUAGUUGAUUCUUCCAUGUCACAGAAGGAGAUACCGUCGCAACUGUCUUUGAAUGCGCGCACCGGCGAGCUCAGGACGACAGGCUCCAUGGCGGGAUACGCGGACGGUUUCAUGGAGAUGAUCAUGUCAGCGAAUAACUCAUUGAUGCCAGGAGGCGAGACUAACAUCACUGUGAGGAUCUUUCUGUUGCGCGAUCGCGACAUGCUGAAGUUUGUAUUCUCGAAGCCGCCAGUUGAAGUUAGAAAGACGUUGGAAGACUUCGAGAAGGCGGUUCAACAGGCUCUUUCACUGCCAAUCAGUGUCAACGUCUACGAUACGCAGUUUUAUUCGAAAGAAGACAACUCUCUGGACUUUUCGUCGACCAGCUCGUGCUUUCAGAUGGUCGGCAAGGAGUCUUACGAUUUGGACGAGAUGCGAUCGUUGUUGACUGAUCCGAGGAAUAAAGAGUUGAAGAAAGUAUAUAGAGCAUAUCAUGUGGAGAAGGUGCAGCAUUGUGCCGCCGUGGUAGCCCGCGCUGAUGCCUCCAUGACGCAGAUUUGGGUUCUAGCUAUUGCAGUCCUCGUCGGAAUCGCUACAAUCAUUUCCAGUUGUGCACUAUGUUGCAUGCAUGCCAAAUAUAAACGGCAAGUGAAACACGCGCGUUUGCGCGAUCAACCGCGACCACCUCUCAGUUAUGUCUCUUCCGGACCAGCUAUGGUCAGUUCUGGAUCGCAUACAACUUUGGGACCUGGUACGAUGGUCACGUUGGGUCCACAUGAAGGCCCAUACGAAUGGGGAGUCGACACAACUCUUUACCAUCCAAGUACGCUGGGUUCGAGAACGUAAAGAUUCAGGGCAAUAUUAGAGAAUGUCUCUAUAAAUUAUAUAAAUUUUUUCUUAGACGAAAUAUAUUUAGAAGUU
Trachymyrmex septentrionalis is the source of this 5768-nucleotide messenger RNA. It is a transcript of the gene Cad74A, whose product is annotated as cadherin-87A. The transcript has 14 exons. NCBI's taxonomy places the organism in Eukaryota, Metazoa, Arthropoda, Insecta, Hymenoptera, Formicidae. Gene Ontology annotation, cellular component: cell-cell junction; plasma membrane. Bases 165 to 5693 code for a protein of 1842 amino acids. Gene Ontology annotation, biological process: homophilic cell-cell adhesion. Gene Ontology annotation, molecular function: calcium ion binding. The record is from RefSeq and is a predicted model, not a curated record.